AUGUUUGACCUUGGAGCUGCGCCACACCAGAGCUUAUACGAGCUGAGGUUCAAGUAUGGGCCAGUUCUUUGGCUACAGCUUGGCUCCAUAAACACUCCGGUUAUACAAUCUGCCAACGCAGCUGCAGAAUUUUUCAAGAACCACGACCUUACUUUUUCUGACCGCAAAGUUCCUGAUUCACUUACAGCCUUGGACUACAACAAAGGAUCACUCGCCAUUGGGAAUCAAAAGGAACAUGGUAAAGAGACGGGGCGAACCAUGAAAAUUGUAGCUGAGUUUGUGAAGGAAAGGAUUCAACAGAGGCAGGUAGGCAUGGAAAAGGCAAAUAAAGACUUCUUGGAUGUGCUGUUGGACUAUGAAGGCGAUGGAAAAGAAGGGCCAGAUAAGCUAUCAGAAAGGAAUGUGACAAUUAUCAUCCUGGAAAUGUUUUUUGCUGGGUCUGAAACUACAAGCAGCACCAUAGAAUGGGCAAUGGCAGAGUUACUUCGUGGGCCAGGUGCAAUGAAAAAUGUUAAAGAAGAGAUUGAUCGAGUUGUACCUAACCGGAAGGUUGAAGAGAGUGACAUAGAUCGGUUUGCCUUAUUUGCAGGCGGUGGUAAAGGAAACACUCCGUCUACACCCUGCAAUUCCUCUACUGGUCCCACGGAACAAUGGAAGAUUCAAACUACAUGGGUUACCACAUCCCCAAGAAUACACAAGUCUUCGUGA
Molecule: messenger RNA, 708 nt
Organism: Thlaspi arvense
Lineage: Eukaryota; Viridiplantae; Streptophyta; Magnoliopsida; Brassicales; Brassicaceae
Source: the annotation of a GenBank genome assembly